Messenger RNA from Aspergillus aculeatinus CBS 121060, 1638 nucleotides. RefSeq lists its product as uncharacterized. NCBI's taxonomy places the organism in Eukaryota, Fungi, Ascomycota, Eurotiomycetes, Eurotiales, Aspergillaceae. The transcript is spliced from 2 exons. The coding region runs from base 1 to 1638 and encodes 545 amino acids. The record is from RefSeq and is a predicted model, not a curated record.
AUGCAGGCUAGCCUGCGAGGAUGCGGAAGCGAUGAAGAAAAGGUUCUUCGUCAGCUCCACAUGAAAAGGCGUCCCGAAGCCGCGGGAUUCAGACCACCGAAACAAUACUCUCAAGAGCCAUUCGGGACCAGCUUGAUCACAGCCAUCCGCAAUACAUUCAAGCUCUGUCUUGAGCAAGAUCACCUCAUGCGCGAGACGUGGGCGGUGGUCAGGAUGUCGGAUUUCAACCUCUGGGUUGAUGGAUGGGGCGCUGCAGCCGCAAGGGAGGAAUUGCUUGAUGCUAGGCUUCAGGCCCUGCCAGAAUCGGAUCAAAAGUGUCUAGAGGAUAAUCUUCACCAGCUCAAGGAUGCUCUUAGUCAAGGGCUCUUCGUGGAGAGAAGCGAAAAAUCAAUGAGGAAGGUCGAUUUCCUCGUCUCCCAGUUGGCCAAGGACGCCGUGGCCAUCAGACGGAGAGAAGCACAACCACGGAUCCAAAAAGCAGAUCAGACCUUCGACCCUCGGAGACAGCAGUCACUGCGGGAUUACUUCAAGUGCAUGAUGCUUCUUCUUCGGCCGACCGACAGUGCUGUUUCUGAACCUGAAUCCCCACCGACUGUGCCCACGGAUUGGGUGUGUGUCAUACCGAACGAUAAUGUGAUCAAGCUCAAGAUGACACCGCUUCAGGAGCGCCUCAUAGAAGCCAACCUCAGGCGCCGUUAUCGAUUUCUUCGAGCCCAGCGCGAGCCGGACAAAUCGGCCAGCUCAACGACUCCGGGGCCAGAAUCAACAGCUGGACUCCCAGAUAGCAUCGCGGCUGAUUCUCAAAAGGCGGGUCAGUAUCCGAGCCCCCCCAAAGCAGAGGGUGAUUUCAAAUGUCCUUGUUGCUGCCAACCUUUGCCCGACAUUGUGGCUAAGGACACCGAAAAAUGGAGACAACAUCUUUUGAAAGAUAUCCAACCGUUCACCUGUAUCGCAAAAGGCUGCCCGACUCCAGGUGUUCUGUACAGCACGCGAAGCGACUGGGAUCGCCAUGUGGAGAUGGACCAUCGCCGCAACCGAUGGAUCUGUCCCAUCUGCCGCGACAUGGGCACCGCAACCGACAACGUGGAGAUCUUGCUCGCCCACAUGUGGCAGCGUCACCCAGACGCAAUUCCCCCGGAGGAUGCCGUCCAUGUUAUUCAUGCGGGCGAGAUCCCAUCGUACGGACUCACGUGUUGUCCUCUCCCUCUCUGCAAAGAGACUGGAUCCCUUGACAGCUCCGAACUGGUCAACCACGUCCUGCGACACACCCAUGACUUUGCCUUACAGGCACUCCCGUGGCCCCAGCAGACGCAGGAUCAUGCCCCAGCCCCAGGCCCUCGACCCGGCACAUAUAACACGAGACUGCUGACAGAUCCGGACUACGUCCUGUCGUGGUUGAACGACGUCAGUGAGCAAGGUCCUUCACCUUCCACCCCCCCGGCACUGGACCUCAGGACCUGGGACGAGACUGCCGAGGAACCUGCGCAAGAGUCCAGCGGCGCCCGGGACUACUUCGACCGGAAUCCGUACUUUGCAGACGACUCCAGCAGUAGACCCUUUCCUGCGCCCUUGUCCAAGCGCAGCGAACACAUAUCAGAUGGCGAGGAGGCGAUUGACCACCAGGUUGAGGGCUGUUAG